GGACAGCUGCAGCGGCACCGCGUCCGCGCCCGCCUCGUUCCCUCUCUCUCUCUCUCUCUCUCUCUCGCUUCCCCUCUUCUUCUUCGUCGUCUUUUUCUUCUUCUUCGUCUUCUUUUCUUCUUCUUCUUCUUCCUUCUUCAUUUGCUAUUGCCAAUUGAUUAAUUCAUUUCCGUUGCACAAAUUGAUUAGUAUUAAUUUGUGUAUCGACGACAGAUCUAUGGGUAUGGGUAUGGGUAUGAAUGGAGGGGGCAGGGUGCACCACGACAUCGACAUGGUAAUUCCCAUCUACAACAACCAGAUGAGGAAUAAGAAAUCAACGAAUAUUAAUGGAUCAUCAUCGUCUUCAUCUGUUAUUGCGCUGCACGCCAUUCCCCUUCUACUCAUCCUCUGUGCAGCAAUUCUCUGGUUUUUCUCUUCCCCAGUCGAAAUGAGCGAAGGUGGUGUCUCCAAGCUUUAACAGCCAUGGCUGAUGGGCAGCAAUGGCUUGUCCCGCCCCACCCCACCCCACCAAUCCAGGUUGCCUGCCUGUUGCUGUUAGUUGGUAAUUAGUAUAAUCAAUCAACCUCAAGAACACACCCACCCCCACCCCCACCCCCCAAAUUAAAUUUAAAUAGUAGUCUAGUAGAUGAUUUCAUUUACCAUUAAUUCAUUAUAAUUUUUUCUUUUUUACAAGUACCUCUACAUUUCUUGACUACAAAGGGAUUUGCUGGAUUUAAAUUGAAUCUUAAUGUACCUCUACAUUUCUUGACUACAAAGGCAUUUGCUGGAUUUAAAUUGAAUCUUAAUUUAAAUAAUAUUCCCUCCGGACGGACCAUAUUGUCA
Molecule: messenger RNA, 822 nt
Organism: Andrographis paniculata
Lineage: Eukaryota; Viridiplantae; Streptophyta; Magnoliopsida; Lamiales; Acanthaceae
Exons: 2
Coding region: 218-457 (79 amino acids)
Source: RefSeq, a predicted model, not a curated record